AUGGGCAGUGCCGAGAACAAGCAGAGAAAGGACAUCGAAGCGCAAACCAGUCAUAUCUUCCAGAAGCAGGAGGCCUGUCGAAGCGACCUCCCCGAGGAGGACGUGGCCGAAGGAUGGCUGCUUCGACGAGUCUGGCAGUUCUGCGACGAAGUGCAAGACCAACUGCGCGUGGCACGUGCACCCGGCAACAGUGCCACGGCCGCGACUUUCGCAGCUUUGGCUGCUUCCCUCGCUUCUGUGCAGAAGCGGCACGCCGCCCUCAGCAAGGAGGUGGACAGGCAAACUGCCCGAAAGGAGGAGCUGACCUCGGAGGUCGCAGCUGCAGCAGAUUCCGAAAGCCGUCUGCAGGAGGCACUGACCAAGCAGCAGCAGAUGGUGCUGUUGACAGAGUCUCGUUCGCAUAGCCAGGGCUCCACAGAUCAGAUCGUCUUGCAGCUGAAGCGAGAUCAGGCCACGCGGGAGAUGGAGCUUGAGGCGAACUUCGAGGAUCUGCGGAGCCGCAGCCAAGCUUUCUUCCGCAGUGAGCAGGAUACCCUUCGGUCGAGGUUGCAGUCGAUGCGAGAAGAGCUGGCUGCGACGCAAGUGGAGAUUGCUAGGCUGAGGACUCAGCACACUGCAGCAGCCAUUGAUGUGCGAGAGUGGCUGGACAGCAGCAAGGCUGCGCUGGCAACGCUGAGUAGCACCAUGUCUGCGCGGCUUGCCCAAGUAGAUGCAGCGGCCGUGUCGGAAGCCGCGAAGACAGAGGAAAAAAUACAGCACCUGCAGGCACAGCUGGCAUCAAGCAAGGAGACCGCAGCCUGCGAGCUGGAAUCCUGGGAGCGCAGAGGCGUUGCACUAAAGGCUGAGGCUGAGGCUGCGAGCAAUCAAGCAGCCGAGGAGACGUCGCGGCUUGCCGCUGAGCUCUUGGCGAUGGAGACCCAACGCUCCAUGAUCUCCCGCAGCCUUUCUGACGAAGCUGGAGCCGCGGUCUCUGUGCUUCGAGAUGGUGUUGUCCAGAGCGCUUCGCUCCAAGUUGACGUGGACGAGCUGCGGGCCGAGGUCCAGUACCUCGAAGCUGAACUCCGAGCUGUGGCACAGGAGCGUCAGAUGCUUCAGGAGGAGCACCGCGAUGCCUUCGAGCGGCAGCUAAAGGCUGAGGAGGCACUGCAGAAAGCCCUCAGCGACAAUGAGAUGGUUCGACAGCAGAUGGAAGCGCAGCGAGUCGAGAUGCAGUUGGCCAGCGAGGCCGCAAUCAGAGAGGUGGACUCUGCUGCUGGGGCCGCUCUGCACGCUGCAGCGGAAGCUGCGGAGGCAGAGUUUGGAGAAUUGGAGGAUGUGCUGGACACAUUGGAGAAGGAGCUGGCCGAAAACCGAGCCCGCUGCUCUCAACUUCACUUGCAAGAGGCAAGUUUGCAAAGGGACAAAGCUUCCCUGGAACGAGAACGGUCAAUGUGGAAGGCACAGCGUGAGCUGACGCAAAGCCUCGAGUCGGAAGCCCGGGAUGCCAUGAAGGAGGCCCGAAACUCUUGGGCCCAGGAGGUGAGGAGCCUUAAGGAUCAAGUUAAGGAAACUACGAGGAAGAAGGAUCUGCUGGAGGCCAAAAUGCAGGACGUUCAGACUGCAGCGGAAGCAUCGCAGACAGAGGUCUCGCAAGCCGUGGUGGAGACACGGCGCAAGGCACAGCUGCUGGAGUCACAGAUUGACGAGGUCAAAGAACUUUGCGCUCCAGUGCAAAAGGCCUUGGAACGACAGGCCGCUGCUUUUUCUUCAGCUCAGAAAGAGGUGGAGGAAAGGCGCUCCCAAACACUGCAGGCAAGCAGCACCAUGCAGAUGGAGCUGGAACGUCUUUCAGCGCAAAGGCAGAAGGAGCGGGAGGCUUUGGAGGCUGAGCUCUCCUUCGAGCGCGAGAGGCGAGAUCCGGUCACAGAGUGCAGUGUACUGAGACCUUCUUGA
Messenger RNA from Symbiodinium sp. CCMP2456, 1932 nucleotides. The record is from the annotation of a GenBank genome assembly. Lineage: Eukaryota; Dinophyceae; Suessiales; Symbiodiniaceae.